AGGAGGGGGGAGGAGGAAAUAAAAAAAAAAGGAAAAAUAUAUAUAUAUAUAUAUAUAUUUUAGAAAAAUGUCGAAAAAUUUGUUGAGAGUAUGCGUUAUCGUAUUCGCGCCACCGGAUCGUCGUCGAAAGAGGAUGAUCGAUCAUCGUUCUUUCCUCUUCCGACCUUGAGGUUAGAGUUACGAGAAAGAAAGAGAAAAAAUAAAAGGAAAGAGAGAGAGAGAGAGAGAGAGAGAGAGAGAGACUUAUUCAGAAUAGGUUGAACUUUAAAAGAAGACAAUUACUUUCGGUAUAACGUGAAAUAUUAGCAAUGUGAAUUAUUUGCAGUGUUGUUUAUGUGAAUACAUGUGUGUGUGUGUAUGUGUGUUUGUGUAUAUUGAAAUGAUUUUUAAUUAAUUCAUCGAUUAAUGGAAAAUUGUGAGAUUUAAAUGAACGAUCUAUGUGUAAUCAUAUUAAUGUAUAAAGUUUGUAAAACAAAAUUCGAAUUUUAAUAGAGUUCUUGAAAUAAUAAUAAAUAAACAUUAAUUUAAAGUGUAUGUUAAGUGUGUACUGUAAGUGCGUGUCUGCUGUAGUAUAAUCUGUGAAAAUGUGUAUAUUUAUAUAUAUAUACAUACAAUUUUACACAAAUCGAUUAAACAACAAAAAAUCAUUGGAAACGAAUACAAACGAUGCGGUGGAACUGUAACAAGGUGGUUGUAGGUAGAAAUGGAGACCGAAGACGAAAUGGAUGAGGAAUUAUCGGAGGAAGCAAAGGAAAUGGAGGUAAAUCAUAAUAACAAUCUUGAAAAUUUUGAAUCGAUGAAAAUCUCAUCUGUAACAUCGGAAAAAGGAAAUGAUCAGAACGAUCUUUGUGAAAUUAGUUUGCACGUUGAUACAAACAUUGAUAGAGAAGAAUCAAAAUUAUCAUUAAGUACAAGUAUGAAGACUGAAAUAAAGGAAAAUGAGAUCACCAGCAGCAGACUUUGUAGAAGCAAAAGGAUCUCUUGUCAGGACACCAUACACGAAUACGACGAGGAUGAUGGACUCACCAUGAACAGAGUUGGAAGAUACCUUGAAGCUCAUCCAGACCUAGUGGAAAUGUGGUUAUACGAAAAAGCUAGUGUUGAAUUGAGACAACGAUUGCACAUGCCAAUAUUGGAACGUACAACUUCAACUUCUUGUCAAGAUCAGGAAAGUCUUUUGAGUCGUACCAAACGUAACAGUGUCACCUCUGAUCUAUUUCAAACGUGGUUAUCAACCAGUUCACCUGCUAAACGUAGCAGAAGUCCUAGCAGGGCAUCAAUAUCGUUAAUGGGUCGUCGAGAAGAACUCAAUAGACUGGAUGAAAGCGACCUAUUUAUGGAACUCAUAAGGGACGUAGCGAACGAACUGGACAUCAAUGUACUUUGUCAUAAAAUUUUGGUCAAUGUUGGAUUAUUAACUUAUGCUGAUCGUGGUAGUUUAUUUCUUGCUAAAGGACCACUCGAGGAUAGAUAUUUGGUAGCUAAACUAUUCGAUGUUACGCAAGAUACCGAACUCGAGGAAGCUGUGCAACGUGCAAAAAAUGAAGAAAUAAGAAUACCUUUUGGUGUUGGUAUUGCUGGUUAUGUUGCACAAACUAAGGAGAUUAUCAACAUUAAGGAUGCUUACAAGGAUCCACGAUUCAAUAGUACUAUCGACAUGCGUACGGGUUACAAGACAACACUAAUCCUAUCGAUGCCAAUUUGCAAUUAUGAAGGUGAUGUUAUUGGUGUAGCACAGAUAAUCAACAAGACCAAUGGUAGCAACGAAUUUACCGAAAAGGAUGUUGAAGUAUUUAAAAGAUAUUUAACCUUCUGUGGGAUUGGUAUUCAAAAUGCACAACUAUUCGAGUUAUCUGUACAGGAAUAUAGAAGAAAUCAAAUUUUACUCAAUCUAGCGAGGAAUAUAUUUGAAGAACAAAACAAUCUCGAGUGUUUGGUAACGAAAAUUAUGACGGAAGCUAAAGAGUUGCUGAAGUGCGAAAGAUGUGCGGUUUAUUUGCUUGAUCUGGAUUGCGGCGAGGCGGGUCAUCUCGAAAAGAUCGUCGAGCGACCCGGUAAAUCGAUUCAAGAAAACAGAAAACCAUUGUCCAGGAGAGAGAGCAAUAACAUCGAUAUGGAGGAUAUCUUUCAACAGCACAGUUCGAGCGAAAGCAAUAAGUUCACUAUGAUGUUCGAAAUGGAUAACGAAACCCAAGAGGCACGGGUGUAUCGACCAAGUUCCAAUGAUCUUUCCAGUCCAUUGGGUCAAAUAGCGAGAUACGUUGCAGUAACUGGACAAAUUCUCAACAUAGGUGAUGUGGCUAGUUGGUUGAAGAAAGAAGUUGUGGACACUGAGAAGGAACCAACUAAGAGUAUCCUCUGUAUGCCGAUUGCCAAUGGUCAAAGAAUUAUCAUAGGUGUUGCUCAAUUGAUUAACAAGGACAAUGGUACAUCGUUCACCGAUUCAGACGUCUCCAUCUUCGAAGCAUUCGCAAUAUUUUGUGGGCUUGGUAUACACAAUACACAAAUGUACGAGUCAGCUUGCAAACUUAUGGCAAAGCAAAAGGUCGCUUUGGAAUGUCUAAGUUAUCACGCAACAGCCAACAACGAUGAUGCAUUGAAAUUAACCACCGAUACUAUUCCAUCGGCUGAAAAGUUCAAUCUUUACAGCUUCACGUUUACGGAUUUUGAUCUAACUGAUGAGGAUACUUGUAGAGCAACAUUAAGAAUGUUCAAACAGUGCGAUCUCAUUCAAAAGUUUCAUAUACCUUACGACAUUCUUUGUAGAUGGACUUUAAGCGUGAAAAAAAAUUACAGACCAGUGAAGUAUCACAAUUGGCGACACGCAUUAAACGUAGCACAAACUAUGUUUGCUAUGUUGAAGACUGGUAAAAUGGAACAGUUCAUGACUGACCUUGAAAUUCUUGGGCUACUUGUAGCCUGUCUCUGUCAUGAUCUUGAUCAUCGUGGUACGAACAAUGCAUUCCAAACGAAAACGGAAUCCCCACUUGCCAUAUUAUAUUCCACAAGUACUAUGGAACAUCAUCAUUUUGAUCAAUGUGUCAUGAUAUUAAACUCUGACAGUAAUAACAUCUUUCAAAAUCUUUCUAUGGAAGAUUAUAGAAGAGUAAUGAAGGUUGUUGAGAGUGCUAUACUUUCGACGGAUUUAGCCGUUUAUUUUAAGAAAAAGGAUCGUUUCAUGGAGUUGGUUGAUGAGGGUGAAUUUGAUUGGCAGAGUGAAGAAAAAAAGGAAUUGUUAUGUGGAAUGAUGAUGACAGCAUGUGACGUUAGUGCAAUAGCAAAACCAUGGGAGAUUCAACAUCGAGUAGCUAAAUUGGUUGCCGAUGAAUUCUUCGAUCAAGGUGAUUUGGAACGAUUGCAAUUAAAUCAACAACCAGUAGCAAUGAUGGAUCGAGAAAAAAGGGACGAGUUACCACAAAUGCAAGUUGGUUUUAUCGAUGUGAUAUGUAUGCCAUUGUACAAAGUAAUGGCUGAUACAUUUCCAUGGAUUAUGCCACUUUACGAGGGUACCAUGGAAAAUAGAAAACAUUGGCAAGAUUUGGCAGAAAAAGUUGAAAUGGGUUUGACUUGGAUUGAUCGUGAUACGAUCGAAGAACCAGUUGAAGAAUUUGUUUCAUUUGAACCAAAAGACAUUGAGUUCACAUUGCAAACCUUGAACUGUACAAAUCCUGAUAGAAAGGAUCAACAGGUUCAAGAAAAAUCAACAUUGGCUAGAUUUGCAUCGUUGAGAAAAGGUAGUCGUACGUUGAGCAAAGGUGUCAGACAACGUUUGAGUAAAUCACUUUACGUUAAGACUAAUAAUUCUGAGGAAAGUAGUAAAAGUAAAGUAUUGAUUUCUGAAAGAAAAAGUCGUAAUAAACUUUGUCUUCUCAUUUGACGACUGACGUCAACAACUCUUGAGAGUAUACCAGAAUGAUGAUGAUGAUGAUGAUGAUGAUGAUGUCUACAAAAACCUAACCAACCUAAUCCAAAAUCCAAAAACAAAAUACAAAAACAGCAUCGUUUGUUUGAUGAUCAACAAUGUCAGAUCAUCGUUUAACGAUCUAUCAAAAUACAAUACAAUGUGAUUUCGUUUUAUCGAGAUGAACUACUACUACUACUACUACUACUACUACUACUAUUCUACUAUUCUACUUCUACCAAUCGUGAGUUUAAAUGUCACAAUUAAAAUAGAAUAGAGUAACGAGAACGAA
Polistes dominula (European paper wasp) is the source of this 4193-nucleotide messenger RNA. RefSeq names its product phosphodiesterase 6 (gene Pde6). Gene Ontology annotation, molecular function: protein binding; 3',5'-cyclic-nucleotide phosphodiesterase activity. The record is from RefSeq and is a predicted model, not a curated record. Gene Ontology annotation, biological process: signal transduction. Lineage: Eukaryota; Metazoa; Arthropoda; Insecta; Hymenoptera; Vespidae.